CUCUCUCUCUUUGUGCGCAAAGUGCUGAUGAGUUCCGGAGCGGCAGGUCGAAUCAGCGCCGAUCUCUGGUCAGAGAUCGCCGCCGUCGAUGAAGAGCAAGAGCGGUUGCAACAGCAUCAGCGACCCAGGCAACAACAAGCGAUUUACCAGAGGAGGAAGCAGGAGAAAGUCAGUAAGCAGAAUGCAGCGGCUGGUAGCGGCAAGAACGUCGUUAAUGUGGCUCGGGUGAGUUUGGCGGCUAAUGGCAAGCGGGUCAGCUGGAACCGUGCCCUUUCCACCAGAGGGAGAACAAGUAUAGCUGUCACUGCUUGUGUAGAUCAUUGUCCUGGACGGAAGCAUGCCAGAAGGAAAGCAAAACCUCCUCUCCCAAAUGCAAAGGUUGUGCAUAGCUUCGAUAAGGAAAGGUCAUACUUUCAAGAGGUUGAUGCAUUCGAGUUGUUAGAGGAGAGUCCCUCUCCCAAGAAGUCUGGUACCUGGGUUGUUGGCAAUCAAACUGACACUGUCAUACCUCACUUGUCAUCUAGGCUAGAGAAAUGGUUGAUAUCAAAGAAAUUGAAUCAUAGUUUCGGACCUUCAAGCACACUCUCAAAGAUAUUAGAAACCUCAGCCAUGCCCUCGGGUGCGAAGUUGGAGACGCCUAGUCAAUCUUUACCGCGGAUCAAUUCAACUAUGUGCCCAAGUUUGGUUUGUAAGAAUGAUCUCAAAAGGCAUGGUCAUUCUCAGCUUAGCAAACUGGAAUUGAAGGAUGUCGCUGAUGAGAGUUGUAAAGAUCUAGAAACUGCUGUUAGGAAGCUGUCUCUGGCUUCAACUUGUGAUACAUCCGAUGGGGAUCAGUGGAACCCAUUUGCUGCACUACUUGCAGUUUGUGGGCAGACAGCUCCUUCUACUCUUGUGGACGUGUUCUCUAAAUUUUGUGCCCCUGAUAAUGUUAUCAAAAUUGGUGAGGGUACAUUUGGGGAAGCCUUCAAGGCUGGUAACUAUGUAUGCAAGGUGGUUCCCAUAGAUGGCGACUUGCGAGUUAAUGGUGAAGUCCAGAAGAGAUCGGAAGAACUGCUUGAGGAGGCUGUACUUUCUCAAACUCUCAACAGAUUAAGAGAGUGCAAGGACGAUGCUUAUAAUGCAUGCACGACAUUCAUACAAACGAUAGAUCUGAGGGUCUGCCGAGGUACGUAUGAUGUGGAAUUAAUCAGAGCAUGGGAAGAUUGGGAUGAAAAUAAUGGUUCAGAAAAUGAUCAUCCCAAGGGAUUUCCAGAGAAACAGUGCUAUAUGGUGUUUGUCCUGGAACAUGGGGGCAAGGAUCUUGAGAGUUUUGUGCUUUUGAACUUCGAUGAAGCACGAAGUCUACUUGUUCAGGUUACUGCUGCCCUGGCUGUGGCUGAAGCUGCAUACGAAUUUGAGCACCGUGAUUUACACUGGGGGAAUAUCCUAUUAAACCGGAAUGAUUCUAGGAUGCUGAAGUUCAUGCUUGAAGGAAAGCAUAUCAAUGUCAAGACUUUUGGAUUGUGCAUAUCCAUAAUUGACUUCACCCUUUCUAGAAUUAAUACCGGCCAAGAUAUACUCUUUCUGGAUCUAUCCUCGGACCCUUAUCUCUUUAAAGGUCCAAAAGGAGAUAAACAAUCUGAAACGUAUCGAAAGAUGAAAGAAGUGACAGAAGAUUACUGGGAAGGAAGCUUCCCAAAAACGAACGUGCUAUGGUUGGUGUACUUGGUCGAUAUAUUACUACUGAAGAAAUCAUAUGAACGUUCGUCAAAGGAUGAAAGGGAAUUGCGAUCUUUGAAGAAACGCUUAGACAAGUAUGAUUCAGCCAAAGAAGCAAUUUCUGAUCCAUUUUUUGCUGAUCUAUAUGUUGACAGUGCAGUGUGAUCGGAGAAUUUGAACUGCAGUUUAUUUGUGAAAUGGGUAUUUAUUGCGGGUACAAAUACAUAGAAAUGCCUGUAAUUACUCAUCUAGAAACUCCGAGUUCGCGUAACAAGAGUUCAGGUAGGUUUUUGAGUAGUGUAUGCUAUGUUUUCUAAAGCAUGUUCUUAUUUUUUCCA
This is a messenger RNA of Rhodamnia argentea, 2036 nucleotides long. RefSeq names its product serine/threonine-protein kinase haspin homolog. Gene Ontology annotation, molecular function: histone H3T3 kinase activity; ATP binding. Gene Ontology annotation, biological process: mitotic cell cycle; protein phosphorylation; intracellular signal transduction. Lineage: Eukaryota; Viridiplantae; Streptophyta; Magnoliopsida; Myrtales; Myrtaceae. The record is from RefSeq and is a predicted model, not a curated record. The coding region runs from base 28 to 1863 and encodes 611 amino acids. Gene Ontology annotation, cellular component: cytoplasm; nucleus. The transcript has 15 exons.